GUGGCUCGCUGCAGCCUCUCUGGAGCAGAAGAGAGAGAUCCCUCUUUUUCUCCUUCAGUGGCAUGAAUAAUAUCCCCAGUGCUGGAGAGAGAGCACAUCAAGAGGCAAGCGGCAAAGGGAGAGAGAGAGAUAGCAGCCAGCGUGACAGAUUAGAGCGUGGCAGAACUUGUCUCCCUGACUGACUGCACCGUGGGAGAGCAAGUGCACCAGAGUGACAGGCUAUAGGCUGCUGCCUGCACACACACAAACACACUCACACAGACACACACACACACACACACACACACACACACACACACACACACACACACACACACACACACACACACACACACACACACACACACACACACACACACACACACACACAUUCACAGACCCCUCAGCCCAGCUGCACCAGAAGAAGUUCAGAGAGAAGACUGACCUCAAGAAGGUACAGUAUGAGUGUGCGUCUCAACCCUGGGAAUCAUAUCUCUUGUCCCACUCUGUAUAUCUGUCACAUCAUGAGGAAAUCAGCUGUGUUGCGCUCACUUGAUGCUCCACUUUGUUUUCCAGGUGGGUCGGGGGAAGUUUUGGAUUCACUCGACUGUUAUGGCUUUCCUCAGACUGAGGCUUCUCGUCCUGUAGAGGAUCCUGUGCGUCUCCAGUCCCGAAGCAGAAGUCGUCUCGUGCUGCCAGCCUGAGGGAGGAUGGAGAAGCUGUCAGGAAAGGACAAGGAGCUGAUACGAGGCAGCUGGGAGAGCCUGGGAAAAAACAAAGUUCCUCAUGGUGUCAUCAUGUUUUCCAGACUGUUUGAGCUGGACCCCGCGCUCCCCAGUCUUUUCCACUACAACACAAACUGUGGCUCCACACAAGACUGCCUCUCCAGCCCCGAGUUCCUGGAACAUGUCACCAAGGUGAUGCUUGUGAUCGAUGCAGCCGUCAGCCACCUCGACGACCUUCACACCUUGGAGGACUUUCUGCUCAACCUCGGCAGGAAGCACCAGGCAGUGGGAGUCAGCACACAGUCAUUUGCUGUGGUGGGUGAGUCCCUUCUCUACAUGCUGCAGUGCAGUCUGGGCCAGGGCUACACGGCGCCGCUGCGUCAAGCCUGGCUCAACAUGUACAGCAUCGUGGUAGCAGCCAUGAGCCGAGGGUGGGCCAAGAAUGGCGAGGACGAGGCGGACUGAGGCGCACAGCGGGAGCUGCCGAGCAGUUGCUCUCAAAUCACUCAACAUGGUUGCCAUGGAAUAAGGUUGUGUAACUUGCAGCAUUGUGGCUUUGGCUGCUGUACAUUUGCUCUGUGAGUGGGGUCGCGUAGUUUAGCGAAUGUAUGGUGUGGUUACACUCUCGGAUCGACCUGUAGCAGAGUUUAUUUUCUUGGCCGUGGAUGUUUAGCUGCCAGGUGAUGCUGUGAGGAUCCGAUCCAGUCUGCUCUGGUUCUCCUGAGGUUGGACCUGUAACCUUAGCUCCUCUCACUGAGAAAAAGGAUAAAACAGUUUCGUCUCUUUGUUUAUAAUGGCUUUGAUAUAUAUACUCAAAUGAUACCAGUGACUGUAGUGGUCUUUGUGCUGUAUCAUGAAAAGAGUUGCACAAUUGUGAAUCAGUAGAUGUUUUAUUUAGGCAUCACACACUACUCAAACUGUGAUGCUUACUGUGGCCAGCACGGCAGCUCUCUAUCCAACUGGAACACAGUGAUACUUACAAAUACAUGUUCAAACCUUUGGGACAAAGCAAUGUGAUCUCACAGAAGAAAAUCCUAUCAUCACAGUCAUUACUGUGUUUUUAAUGAAUAUUGCACAUCAUGACACCUCUUUUUAUGUGUGUGACCUUGUUAUCUAACAUUUAAAGUAUUGAUUAUAUAAGCAAAGCACUCUGAGAGCUUUCUUCAGUGAUCUAUGACUGUUAAGGCGUCUGUGUGCACCUUUCUCGACAUGGUGUGUGUGAUGCUCUCUCCUGCAGAGGUUGUGAGUACUUCAAUAGGCUUCAGCAGACUGUUAAACUCUAACCUAUAGACUGUUAUGUGACCUUUAGAGUGUAGACGUCGAGGGCACAGAGGAGGAAGUAUAACAUCCUUGUCCCUUGGCCUUGGGUUUCCAGUCGUUGUUCGUGUAAAGUAGUUUUAUUGUACUGUAGUUUAAUUAUUUAACUUGUGUUGUCGUGGCUACAAACAUAUUGCUGCCUCGGAUUUAGAGGGGAAGAUGAGCAGAGUUGCACGUGUUUCUCCGAUACAGGAAGUGAAAUCAGGAGUGACUAUUUGUUCUGGUCCAUGAAACCAAGAGGAACUUGGUUUAAUUCUUAAUUCAUUUCUAGAGCCUGACAGAUAUGGAUUUUUGUGGCCGAUGCUGAUACUGAUAUUUAUUAAAAAAGACUUUGGCAAUGAUUCUUAAGAAAUUGUUAUCAAACCCUUAUGACAAAAAAAUGUGAUUGAGUUUUUAUAUUUUACAGGUAACCAUAAACUUUAUUAUAAAUAACUUAAACAAAUACGAACAAAUAAAUAGGACUUUAAUUAAGGAAAUAAACAUAAAUUCAAAUUUGUUCACAUUUCUGCAAUGUUUAUUCGGUAUCUUCACAUAUCGGCAAACAAAAAGGUUGAUACCGGUAUGUCUGUUGUAUUGGCCGAUAUAUAUGGGUCAGGGUUUUAUGUAUUACCCACAGAACAAAUAAUACAGAGCCACUGUGUGCUGACUCGGUCCAAUAUGUGUGUAUUCCUAUUAUUGCUGCCAUAACACUGUAUACAUCAUCCUCAGCUGGUAUUUACAUUCAUGGUCAUAUCGCCAAGUAACUUAGCAACAGUGCGCCAAGUAUUAGAUAAUAACACCAUACAACUGUAAAUCCAAGCUGCUGAUAUGUGGUUAUUAUCGCUUUAGUCUGAGUUUACAUUUACAAAGUUUAUUUUUAUAUUCUGAAAUGUAUGUGUAGUCAAACUUUAUUGAUCUUUUUUGUUUUUUGUUUUUUCCAAAUGUGAUGUACAAUAUAUCCUCCAGAAGUAUAACCCUGUGUUGAUUUACCUGUUCAUGAAACCAAUACAAGAAAACAUAUAGGUACAUUUGCUAUAACCAAUAUAAUAGAAAUGUUAUCACCAUCUAAAUGCGUUCUCUGUUGAAGUAUUUUAUCCCUGCAGAGUCUGUUCAGUCUGUAGCCCCAUAGUUAUACUGUUUGUUAACUGAUUGUGUAGGUGGUGUAUUUUUAUAGUGAUUCUUUUCUUAGCACCAGUACACAGCCCUGUGCAGGUUGUUAUUCUCCCUGUCUGUUUUUUGAAGUAACCUGACGUUAGGUCUUUUUUAGCAGCCAGCCGCUAGAACGUUACAUCCAGAUCUGUACAUAUUGGGUGUGUUACUGUCUACCUCAUUAAUAUCAGCUGCUACUGAACAGCGAUGACUUCACUUAGUUAUCCUUCAGCCAAAAAAAUGAUUAUUCGAGUUAAUACAAACUCAAUAGAAACUUAAUUGUGACCUGGAUUCCAUGCUACACUUUGAAGAAAAACAUGUUGUGUCCUCACUUGAGACUAAAUAAAUAAAGUGAUCUGUGGAUAUUUGAUUGCUAA
Messenger RNA from Hippoglossus stenolepis (Pacific halibut), 3526 nucleotides. RefSeq names its product neuroglobin (gene ngb). NCBI's taxonomy places the organism in Eukaryota, Metazoa, Chordata, Actinopteri, Pleuronectiformes, Pleuronectidae. The record is from RefSeq and is a predicted model, not a curated record. The transcript has 4 exons. Gene Ontology annotation, molecular function: heme binding; oxygen binding. The coding region runs from base 690 to 1169 and encodes 159 amino acids.